Molecule: messenger RNA, 2004 nt
Organism: Beauveria bassiana ARSEF 2860
Lineage: Eukaryota; Fungi; Ascomycota; Sordariomycetes; Hypocreales; Cordycipitaceae
Product: DNA topoisomerase
Exons: 5
Coding region: 1-2004 (667 amino acids)
Biological process (GO): DNA topological change
Cellular component (GO): nucleus
Molecular function (GO): DNA topoisomerase type I (single strand cut, ATP-independent) activity; DNA binding
Source: RefSeq, a predicted model, not a curated record
AUGCGGGUUCUGUGCGUGGCUGAGAAACCAUCCAUUUCAAAGGCGGUAGCUAGCCAUCUCUCCGGAGGCCAAUUUCAGACCCACAACACUCGCAAUCAAUAUGUCAAGAAUUACGCCUUUGAUUUCAAUUUCGGACCGCCAUAUGGCCAAUGCUCCGUCACAAUGACUUGCGUGUCUGGGCACCUCACCAACCUCGAGUUUACUGCCGAGCACAAGAACUGGAGUUUCCCGCCCCCAGAGUCGCUCUUUAACGCGCCAGUCAUUAGCAACGUAUACCAAGAUAAGAAGAAUAUUGCACAGAAUUUGGCGGAUCAGGCAAGGUAUGCGCGCCUUCUCGUCAUCUGGACGGAUUGCGAUCGCGAAGGAGAACACAUUGGCCAGGAAAUUGUAGAUGCUGCCAAAAAGGGCAAUGCGCAGCUCCAGGUCAAACGUGCUCGCUUCAGCAAUAUCGAAAGGGCGCACGUCUUAUCUGCUGCUAUGCGGCUGAUAGACCUCGAUGUGAGGCAAGUGAAUGCUGUGGCAGCACGAAUAGAACUAGACCUGCGCAUUGGCUACGCCUUCACACGUUUCAUGACCAACAAUCUACGGCCGCUAGGUGGACCGAUGGAAAAUUUGACACUCAGUUAUGGCUCAUGUCAAUUCCCUACUCUUGGCUUCGUUGUGGAUCGGUACUUUCGCGUCAAGAACUUCGUCCCGGAGCCUUUCUGGGGCAUCAAGGUAACCCACAGCCGUGAAGGCAAGCAAGCCAUUUUUAGCUGGUCACGAUAUCGGCUUUUCGAUCGCAUGACAACCAUUAUUCUAUAUGAAAGAUGCUUGGCUGCAAAAAUGGCAAAGAUUACCAAGGUUCAGGAAAAGCCAACGCGCAAGUUUAAGCCACUACCACUUACCACAGUCGAGCUGCAAAAGGCAGCCACUCGUCUGCUCCGAAUGAGUGGCCAGCAGGCCAUGACAAUUGCCGAAGGCCUCUAUAAUAAAGGAUUCAUCAGCUACCCAAGAACAGAGACGGACCGCUUCGACAAGGGCAUGAAUUUGCGUGCGUUGGUACAGAAGCAGACGCCCGACCAGCGCUGGGGUGACUUUGCUCAAGGUCUUGUGAACGGAGGGUUUCAGCAGCCACGCGAAGGAAGGCACGAUGACAAAGCGCAUCCGCCCAUUCAUCCUAUUACUUAUGCCGCACCGAGCGUUUUGAACUACGAUGAAGGUCGCUUGUACGAGUAUGUCGUGAGACGCUUCCUCGCUUGCUGCUCAGAAGAUGCCAAAGGCUCCGCGACAGAAAUCGAUCUGCAAUACGGCGAAGAAAUGUUCAGCACUCGUGGGGUUAUUGUCUUGGAAAGGAACUAUCUCGACGUCUACGUAUACGAGAAGUGGAACGACACGGCAGAGCUGCCCAAAUUCACGGUUGGGGAGCAGUUUGAACCGACAGAGGCCAUGAUGACAGAGGGAAAGACAGGACCACCAUCGUAUCUCACUGAAGCAGAUCUUAUUGCACUGAUGGAUGCCAACGGUAUCGGCACGGAUGCGACCAUGGCUGAACAUAUUCAGAAGAUCCAGGACCGAGAAUACGUGGCGACGAUUGACCGUUCUGGUGCAACAGGCGGCGGCAAUGAUGACGAUGGCGAUGGCGACAAUGGCGCGCAAGCAGGCAGAGGCAUACGUGGUCGCGGUCGUGGGCGUGAACGGGGUCGCGGAAGGGGCGGGCGUGACGGCGGUGGAGCUACGGGACGAGGAAGAGGAGGCAAUAUCAAGGUGUUUGUGCCGACGCAGCUGGGCGUGGCCUUGAUUCUAGGCUUUGACCGGAUGGACUUUGAUACGAGUCUGGGCAAGCCAUUUUUACGAAAAGAGAUGGAGCUCAAGAUGAAGGCGAUAUGCGAGGGCCGGCUAAGCAAAGACGCCAUGUUACGGGAAAGCAUCUCACAAUACAGACAAGUAUUUAUGCAGUCUCAAGAAAGGUUGAGCGUACUGAAGCGGGCGUGCCGCGAGUUUGUGUUUGGCCAGCCUGGAUGA